CGCCCCUGCUCUCGCGAGAUGGGCGGGGCGCGGCGAGACAUCCGGGAGCGGCGCGGCAAGAUGGCGGUGGAAUCGCGGGUGACGCAGGAGGAGAUCAAGAAGGAGCCGGAGAAGCCUAUCGACCGAGAGAAGACGUGCCCGCUGCUGCUUCGCGUCUUUACCACCAACAAUGGGCGGCACCAUCGCAUGGACGAGUUCUCCCGCGGCAACGUGCCCUCCAGCGAGCUGCAGAUCUACACCUGGAUGGAUGCUACUCUGAAAGAGCUGACCAGCUUAGUGAAAGAAGUUUACCCAGAAGCGCGGAAGAAGGGCACGCAUUUCAACUUCGCAAUUGUUUUCACAGAUCUCAAGAGGCCUGGCUAUAGGGUGAAGGAGAUUGGCAGCACCAUGUCGGGCAGGAAGGGCACAGAUGAUUCCAUGACAUUGCAGUCUCAGAAAUUCCAGAUAGGAGACUACUUGGAUAUAGCAAUUACUCCUCCGAAUCGUGCACCGCCCCCAUCGAGCCGCAUGAGACCUUACUAAAGUUUUGCUUCUCUUUGAUUACGUGUUCUGUUUACUCCUACUUGCUGUUCUAAAGCAGGCUUAUUUUUUUGCUUUUGUUGCUAAGCACCUGAAGACAAAGCUGAGCAUUGUAGAAGAAAGUUAUCUCUUAAACAUUAACUUUUAGUUUGUUUAGAAGAAACCACUUUUGCAACUCCAUCAUCUUAUUCCUGAUUGUUCUAGUUUGAAUAGUAAGUUAGUGUGUCCGGUGUUUUGAAGACUUCCAUGAAAUAUGACCAGGAGGAUUACAGGUGUUCUGUCUUGUUUGGAAUAAAAAUUGAUGUUAUUAA
This is a messenger RNA of Hirundo rustica (Barn swallow), 830 nucleotides long. It is a transcript of the gene SAP18, whose product is annotated as Sin3A associated protein 18. Lineage: Eukaryota; Metazoa; Chordata; Aves; Passeriformes; Hirundinidae. The coding region runs from base 19 to 522 and encodes 167 amino acids. The record is from RefSeq and is a predicted model, not a curated record. The transcript has 4 exons. Gene Ontology annotation, molecular function: transcription factor binding; transcription corepressor activity. Gene Ontology annotation, cellular component: nucleus. Gene Ontology annotation, biological process: negative regulation of DNA-templated transcription.